Molecule: messenger RNA, 2012 nt
Organism: Linum tenue
Lineage: Eukaryota; Viridiplantae; Streptophyta; Magnoliopsida; Malpighiales; Linaceae
Source: the annotation of a GenBank genome assembly
AACUUCUGUUAAAAGCCAGUAGCUACUAACAAGUCCAUCUCUCUCUCUGCUCUUUUACUUCCCUGGACUUCGAAGUUGCUGUUUCUGAUUCGCUCCUUCUUUCUCUCGCCAUUUCCAGAAACUCGCAACCACUUAGACUUCUCUCUUCUCCUAGUCUAGGGUUUCUCCUUUCCCGUUUCCGUCUACUUUCCUCCAAUGGAUUCCUCGUAAUUGUUUUCCGCCCCGUUUUCCCCAAUGGCGGCCGCCACUUCCAGAGUUUUCACGGCUCGGCUGGAUUUGGAACUCCGCCCCCACCUCCUAGGCAUUUCUCCGUUCCUCGAUGGAAGCUCCUGGAGGAAGACGGCGAAGAAGAACAGCAGAGUCUGCGUUCAAGCAGGCCGGCGGCCUCCUCCGGUGACCACGAUUUCCUGUUGCUGCGCUGGCGCGGUCAUUCCUAUUCGGCGGAGUGCCGCCGCUUCGCGUAUUGGCGGGGACAAAGCCGAGGAGAAUAGUCCUCGCAAGCUGAGAAUGAGAGCUAAUAGUUCCGCAUUGCCGUUCGCUUCUCCUCAGUCUCGCUUCACCAAUAAGCAAGAGAAAUUUUAUCCUCGUUGUACUCCCAAAAACUCUGGCUCGCAGUCUCGAGAUACUCCGCCGCAGAGAGAUACUGGGAUUGCGAAUGAGAAGGACUGGGGGAUCAACCUGAAAAAUGAACUUGUUAAUGAGUCUGGGACUAAUGAAGAUGGAAGUACUUGGUACCGGGAAAGUGGGGAAGACGUGGGAGAAAAGGGUUACAGAUGUAGAUGGACGACCAUGGGAGGCAAAUCGCAGGAUGGUUCGUCACAAUGGAAAGAAACGUGGUGGGAGAAAAGUGACUGGACUGGCUAUAAAGAGCUUGGUGUGGAGAAAUCAGGAAAGAAUGCUGAAGGGGAUUCUUGGUGGGAAACAUGGCAAGAGGUGCUUCACCGAGAUAAAUGGAGUAAUUUGGCGAGAAUAGAGAAGAGCGCACAGAAGCAAGCUAAAUCAGGUACUAAAACGGCAGGAUGGUUCGAGAAAUGGUGGGAGAAAUAUGAUGCUAAGGGGUGGACCGAGAAAGGAGCUCACAAAUAUGGUAGACUGAAUGAGCAGUCAUGGUGGGAGAAGUGGGGAGAGCAUUAUGAUGGUGGAUCCGUUCUCAAAUGGACAGAUAAAUGGGCCGAGACGGAACUGGGAACAAGGUGGGGAGACAAGUGGGAGGAGAAGUUCUUUGCUGGUAUAGGCUCACGGCAAGGAGAAACUUGGCAUGUUUCUGCAAAUGACCAACGUUGGACAAGGACGUGGGGGGAGGAACACUUCGGAAAUGGGUACGAGGAGACUUCAUACUCUCUCGUAGUAUCUACUUGUUCUUCUCGCAUCUCGAACUCCAAACCUCGGUUAAGCUGGAAAAGCACCCUCUUAUUAGCUCAUGCUCUCUGCUGUGUAUUGUGCAGCAAAGUUCACAAGUAUGGAAGGAGCACCACUGGCGAAUCCUGGGACAUUGUUGUGGAUGAGGAAACAAUUUACCAGGCCGAGCCUCACUACGGAUGGGCCGACGUCGUAGGGGACUCUUCCCAGUUACUAUCAAUACAGCCUCGAGAUCGACCGCCUGGUGUUAUCCCAGACCUGGACUUUGGUCCUUCUUCUUCUUCUUCUUCUUCUUCUUCUUCUUCUUCCUCCUCUUCACCUCCAAGACCAGGGGAUACACCAGACAUUCCUCCUCCUCCUCCUCCAUCGCGAUGAAUCCAAUGACUGAAUCUUCCUCCAUUUCGAUUGGAUCCGAGGUCUGCUGUUCUUCAUUCAUCUAUUUUUGUUCUUCUUCCUUGUCGCUCAUUGUUGGUCUGGACAUUUCCUCUGUAAGAUAAGGAACAUUUUUUAUACUGAAUUCUGUUCAAUUUAUUUAUUUAUUUAUUCUUUGGAUGUCAAACUGGCAUCCUCUGUUGGGCCUCUUUCCCUUCUAUUUUCCACGUGCCCAGCUCUCAUUGGUUUGGUGCAAGCAACAAUUGGAUCCAUUCUACGAG